AUGAGUGCUACCGAGUCGAAGCCGCUGUCCACCGCCGCCGACGACGAAAAGAUCGUCCAACCGCCCACGAGACUCGAGAAAACCGCCGGGUCGGAGGGGAAGGCCGAGCAGAAGGAGGCCGCGCCGCCCACGGCCGCCGACGAGCCCGCCGACGAGCCCGCCCCGACCGCGGGCGAGGAGAAGGCCGACGCGACGAAGGGCGCGUCGCCGGCUUCCGAGGCCGGCGGCAAGGUCGAGGCCGCGGCGGAGCCUGACGCCGGCAAUCCGGCCGCCGAGACGAACAAGACGGCGGCGUCUGCCGCACCAGAGGACGAAGCGUGGAACGCCGAGGGCGAGCUCAACGGCUACGAUGGCUCGCCGCGCAAGGUGGGCGUGCAGUCGGACUUCGACGUCACCUUCGUUGCCCCGGACAGCAAGGAGCUAGUCUUCCGGGUGGACCGGCAGAAUUCUCUGGCCGUUGGACGUGACCCGAGGAUGACCCUGGUGCUUCCACAGCCGGUGAUAUCGGCCUCCCACUGCCGACUCUUCUGCGCAGAAACUGGCGAGCUGUGUAUCGUCGACACGUCGUCCAACGGCACCUUCGUCAACGGGACGCGUCUUUCGAAGGGCGAGGUGCAAGUCCUGCAGUCGGGAGCUUUCAUCUGCCUCGUCCUCGCUACUCUGCGUGGCGCACCCCUCCGUAGCGCACCCCUCCGGUCCGAGGUUGAUUCGAUGAGCACGGGUGAGCGGACGCGGUACGUCGGCUACUUUCGCUGCACGCCGGCAGAGGAGAGCAGCUAG
Messenger RNA from Emiliania huxleyi CCMP1516, 780 nucleotides. RefSeq lists its product as hypothetical. The transcript is spliced from 3 exons. The coding region runs from base 1 to 780 and encodes 259 amino acids. NCBI's taxonomy places the organism in Eukaryota, Haptophyta, Isochrysidales, Noelaerhabdaceae. Gene Ontology annotation, molecular function: protein binding. The record is from RefSeq and is a predicted model, not a curated record.